Molecule: messenger RNA, 1345 nt
Organism: Verruconis gallopava
Lineage: Eukaryota; Fungi; Ascomycota; Dothideomycetes; Venturiales; Sympoventuriaceae
Exons: 2
Coding region: 393-941 (182 amino acids)
Source: RefSeq, a predicted model, not a curated record
CAGGCUUCUGCGGCUUACCCCAGACUUUCUCUUUCCACCCGGCUUCCACUGCUUUCUGUCCCGUGGUAAUUAUAACUUGGCCCUUUCCCUUUUCACUCUCGACGUGCAUCUCUCUCCCGUUCACCACCGACACCCCGACAACAACAACAACAACAUCAAGAACGAACCUGCUUCGUCUUCGUCGUCGUUGCUCGCCUUCCCACCCUUAGGUGCUCGGUUGCUGCUGCCUCACGCUCGUUUGUUUGCCGUAUAAAAAGUCGCUCGUUUACCCGGCCCCGUCUUCUCGACUCGUCUUCUCUUUAAGCAUUUCUCAGUGCCAGCAUCGGUCCAACCCCGGCUUGUAUCGCUACUAUCUCACGCCUGCCAUCUCAAGUUCAACAGAAGAACCCACAAUGAAGGCCAUUUUCGCACUCUUCAUUGCCGCCGCUGCGGCUCAGACGACCACAUCCACGGCCUUGACGCCCCAGCAGAGCUGCCUCAACGCCUGCGCCCCCAGCGAUGUCACCUGCCAGGCCAUCUGCGUCGGCGUCCCCCACCCAGGCGAUGCUCAGAUGAACUCGACCACCCAGUGCGUCGCCCAGUGCGACCAGGGUGACGGCUCCGCUGCUGCCAGCGAGGCCUACGCCAAGUGCCGUGAUGGCUGCAUCUCCAGCUACAUCAUCCUGUCCGGCACCGCCGCUCCAGGUGGCAGCUACACCACGGCCGUUCCGCCAGGUGUCUCUACCACCGCUGCUGCCGCGGAGGCCUCCGGCUCCGCCGCUGGCUCCGCCGCCGCUACUGAGGCUUCCGCUACCGCUUCCCAGACUGGUACUUCUGCAUCGGGUUCCGCCAGCGCCGCUUCGUCCACGUCGAAAAAUGCUGGCAACUCAUUGGCUUACGCACAGUACGGCGUCACAGGUGGCCUCACCGGCCUUUUCUUGGGCGCCUUCGCGCUGCUGUAGCUGGGUUCGCAGUGAGUUCGUUGUGUUGUGGAGGUAUUUCGGGAUUCUCACAUGUUGAAUGGAUAAUGUUUAAAUUGCUUUUUGAUUGAUUGGUUAAUUCAUGGCGCAUUUCCGACGAGUUUGAGCCUCUUGGGUUUGCGCUAGGCCAUAGUUUGCAUUCCCACUGUUGCUAGCAUGGAUAGUUAGCAAAUCAAUCUGAAAAAAAAAGCAUUUUUUUUGUGUGUCUUGAGUCGUCGUCUGGAUGUUUUUAUUUGAUUUUGUUUUCUAUAUCUCGCAUAUACUUCGUGGCUCGGACAAUCAAGUUUCGGCCGCAAUGUCAGGCUAAAUCCAGCGUCCCGGCUAUAGCUUGUAAGCAGGACAAUACAGCAUAUCGCGAACAUCAGACCGCUGCAACGACCUUACAU